CAUUUCUGUCCAGUCUUAUUGAGCUGUUAAUCUGUAAUGGAGUACAAAGGGCAUUGUGCAACAGCUGAGUCCUCUUGUGAACUUUAAAUCUGUGAUCUACACACAUUGUUCUGCGCACAGCGAUACUUUAUAUUCAGUGAGCUGCCAUUUCAUCAGAGAUAGUUCUCUACAAUCCUCUUUGAAGACGGUGGUCCUGUUCUGUUGCUCAGAGAGGGAGUGCGCUGUGUGGAAAUGGCGAUGGUCUGUCUGACCGACUUUGAGGAGUACGCCAGGGAGCAUCUCUCCAAGGCCACCUGGGACUACUACGCAGCUGGGGCAGACGAGUGCUGCACCAGGGAUGACAACCUGCUGGCGUACAAACGGAUCCGGCUGCGGCCGCGGAUCCUGAGGGACGUGUCCAUCAGCGACACCAGGACCACGGUGCAGGGCACCGAGAUCAGCUUCCCCGUGGGCAUCGCGCCAACCGCCUUCCACUGCCUGGCCUGGCACGAGGGCGAGAUGGCCACUGCCAGAGCCACAGAGGCAGUGAACACUUGUUAUAUUACCAGUACCUACUCCACUUGCUCAGUGGAGGAGAUUGUUGCCGCUGCGCCCAACGGGUACCGCUGGUUCCAGCUGUACGUGUACCGCAACCGCAAGGUGUCCGAGCAGAUCGUGCACCGCGUGGAGGCGCUCGGCUACAAGGCCCUGGUCCUCACCGUGGACGUACCGUACACCGGGAAGCGCCGCAACGACAUCCGCAACCAGUUCAAACUGCCACCGCACCUCAAGGUCAAGAACUUCGAUGGAGUCUUUGAGCAGGCAUCUGUGGGUGCAGUUCCUGAACACGUCUGUUUGCGACCUUCCCUGCAGGAGAACGCAGGUCCUGAGGAGUACGGGAUCCCAGCCAACACUCUGGACCCAUCCAUCAGCUGGAAGGAUGUCUAUUGGCUGCAAUCCCUUACCCGCCUGCCAAUCAUCAUCAAGGGAAUCUUGACCAAGGAAGAUGCAGAGCUGGCGGUGGAGCACGGAGUGCAGGGCAUCAUUGUGUCCAAUCAUGGGGGCCGGCAGUUGGACGGAGGCCCCGCCACGAUAGAUGCGCUGUCUGAGAUUGUGGACACGGUUCAAGGCAGGAUCGAGGUCUACCUGGACGGAGGGAUCCGUACGGGCAGCGACGUGCUGAAGGCCGUGGCCCUUGGAGCCAAGUGCGUUUUCAUCGGCAGGCCGGCAGUGUGGGGCCUGGCGUACAAGGGCGAGGAAGGGGUCAGAGAGGUGCUGCAGAUUCUCAAUGAUGAAUUCCGCCUGUCCAUGGCACUCGCUGGCUGCCGGAACGUUGCUGAGAUCAACAGGAAUCUUAUUCAGUUCUCCAAACUUUGAGCUGAAAGCACAGCACUGGCCUGCAGUAUGUUACAUUUCUAACUGCCAGUUAUUCUGUCAACACACAUCACAGCUGAUCGUUCUACCUCCACUACUGCACGGAGCCCUGGAGGAGAAAAAUGACCUUGGUUCAGGAACAGUACAAGACAAAUCUAUAUAUAUAUAUAUAUAUAUACAGACACAUAUAUAUAUAUAUAUAGAUUCACUUUUCUUAUGGUGAGAUCGAAAAUACUUCAGUACCAGACUGGUUUACAUCGUUCCAUCUGAAGUGGACUCUGUUCACCUAUCCAUCAUGUUUCCUAAAGAGAUGUACACAUGCGAUGUCAGGCUUAGUGUAGUUAAUCCUGGUUCACAUCCAUUCAACCUUCUCACUGGUGCCCAGUCUAGUAAUUCUGUAUCUGUGGGUGAGACGAAUUCAAAGUCCUUUCAAUCAUAGCAGGGGAUGUAGUGACAGAGGGAGUGGUUUAUGGAGGUGCUUCGAAGGUUUAGCAGUAAGGUAGGUGAGCCAGUCUAAGUCAGAGAGUAGAAGAAAACGCUUCAAUUUGUCUCUGUUGUGACUCUGGAACUAAAGAAACUAUUUCUAUGGAAACGGUUUCCACAGAAGAGGUAGAAAAGAUGGCAAAUGAUAAGAAGAUAGAUCCACUGCAGCUUGGACAAAAAUCUAUGCUAAAGACCGGACUGAAACGCUGUAACGGUGUAAUUUUGUGGUGAUGUAAUCAUGUAAUGAUGGUGAUUGAAAUGGCAGUUGCUUAUCCUCAGAAUCCAACACGAUCUCAUCAGCGGCCAAGAGAUAGACCAUGAAAAAAAAAACAAUCAUAAUUAUAAUCUUCACAAAUAAAAGAGCAUGUUUUAUGCACUUAC
Messenger RNA from Anguilla anguilla (European eel), 2217 nucleotides. RefSeq names its product hydroxyacid oxidase 2 (long chain) (gene hao2). The coding region runs from base 232 to 1356 and encodes 374 amino acids. The transcript has 8 exons. Gene Ontology annotation, molecular function: FMN binding; oxidoreductase activity. NCBI's taxonomy places the organism in Eukaryota, Metazoa, Chordata, Actinopteri, Anguilliformes, Anguillidae. The record is from RefSeq and is a predicted model, not a curated record.